Messenger RNA from Morus notabilis, 888 nucleotides. RefSeq lists its product as uncharacterized. The annotation marks the transcript as partial. NCBI's taxonomy places the organism in Eukaryota, Viridiplantae, Streptophyta, Magnoliopsida, Rosales, Moraceae. The record is from RefSeq and is a predicted model, not a curated record. The transcript is spliced from 6 exons.
AAUAAAUUAGAGUGCCCACCAGGAUCAGUCCCCAUCAAAAGGGCUAGCAGAGAAGAUCUCAUAAUGGCAAAAUCUAUAAAGUCUUUGGGAUUAAACUAUCCAACAAACAGUCCUUAUCAUGGCAAAAAUGUUGACACUAGGGGCCACCAUUCUGCAGUGCUUGAGCACACAAGCGGAAAUUUCGGGGCGAGAGCGCGCCUAAGUGUAUGGAAUCCCAGUGUUGAAGAAAAUCAGUUUAGCAGUGGUGGAAUGUGGAUUGCAAAUGGCGAUGUAGAUGAGCUAACUAGUAUACAAACAGGAUGGAUAGUUCAUAAAAAUUCAGGAGAAAGCAGAUUGUAUACCUAUUGGACUGCUGAUGGUUAUCAAAAUACUGGCUGCUUUAAUACUCUUUGUGAAGGAUUUGUACACGUUAGCCCGAAAAUAGCCCUUGGCCUUGUUCUACCCCAUUCCGUUGUCAAUGGCUCUCAAUUUGAUGUGCUACUCAGUUUGCAUCUGGACCGAGUUUCGGGACAUUGGUGGCUAAUGUUGGAAGACAAAUACAUCGGUUAUUGGCCAAGGACAGUGAUCCCUGUACUAGGUGGUGGCGCAAGGUUUGUGUCAUGGGGAGGACAGAUCUACAGCCCAUUGAACGUGCUCAGCCCUGCAAUGGGAAGUGGCAAUUACCCUGCAGAUGCUAUCGGAGUAAACUAUGGAAAAACAGCUUAUGUGAGGCAGAUUAAGGUUGUACCUGAUUAUAAGGACAGCGCCAAAUUUGAGGACCCACAAUUAGAGGAUAUUAAGACUUGGGCUGACAAGCCUGUGUGCUACAAGGCCCAAAAGUUUGUGAAUGAAGUUAGAGGUUGGGGCUUUCAAGUUUACUUUGGGGGACCUAGGGGUUGUACUUUUUAG